GCGGUUUUAUGGUGUUCGGUGAAAUGUCUGUGAGACCACGACUGCUGUAUGGCUACCUUUACGUGUUUUUAACUGGAGUACACAUAGCCGGAUCAGACGCUCCUCACUUCAAGUCCAAGGGUCAAACCUUCAGAGUUGUGGCUGGAGAAACCCUUGUCUUGCCGUGUGCUGUUGACAAUCUAGGGACGUACGUGUUGCUAUGGCGACGAGACAGCCUGAUCCUGACGGCAGACAAGCUAAAGGUCACCAGAGACGCUAGGUUGUCCUUGGUAGACGGUUACAGCCUGAGGAUCGUCAACGUGACGUCACAAGACGCCGGAGAGUACGUGUGUCAGAUAGCUGAUGAAGUGGCGAGAGACCAGAUACACAACGUACAAGUCCUGUUGCCACCAACUAUACAAAGCUCGGUCCCCAAUGGUCAGCUGACUACCAAGAGAGGAGUAACUAUCACCCUCACAUGCGCAGCAUCUGGCAACCCUAUGCCUUCCAUACUGUGGACUAGGAAGGACCGUCCAUCUCUGUACAAAGAAGGGUUCUCCAUCACGCUAGAGCGGGUAGAGCGCCAUCAUGCAGGAGUCUAUCAGUGUUCUGCCUCCAACGGCGUGGGAGCCCCAGUGUCUGUGGAUCUGAAACUGGAUGUUUUACAUCCUCCAGAAAUCGAGAUAGACAAACCUUGGGUAUAUACUGCCGAGGGCUCGUCAGUAAGGCUGUUUUGUCUAAUUCACGGCUUGCCUUUGCCUAAGGUAACUUGGUACCAAGGCAGCAUCCAACUAACCAUCAAAGGUCGGUUUAAGACUGGUGUCGCCCCUGGUGGCCAUUGGCUAAACAUAGACAACAUCCAAACUGAGGACUUUGCCAACUAUACGUGCACGGCAGAGAACAAUCUCGGCAAGGCAUCUGGCUCAGUCGUAGUACAGGGCAAGCCAGGACGGUGUGUACGACUUAACUCUCCCUACAGUCACACAACACACAGCUAUAACCUCACAUUCAUCGUUGACAGCUUCGCCCCCCUCGAGGAGGUCAGACUGAUAUACAGGAAAAUACUGAUCAACGACUCACUGCACCAGAUGGGUCAGUGGGUCCAGGAGACGUUCCCAGUAGACACGUCCAACGCGACGUCACUGUCUCAUCAGCUGUGGUACGACAUACGGGAGUUGGACGAGUCUUCGGUAUUUCAGGCGCAGUUGCAAGCUUACAACAAGUACGGCUGGGGCGAGCUGUCGGAUAUCUACCAGUUCUAUACGAGAGCUCCUGACGAAGACAUUGUCGAGCACAACAUGGAACUUCUAGCUUCUUUGGCAUCUUCAUAUUUCCUUAGAAACCCCAGCUUACAACUGAGCGUUUUUCUGUUCAUGUUCAUAUUGUCAUAGAAGAACCCAUACAAAACAUUUUAUUGAUAAAUGUAACAAUUGAAUAGAAUCUUUCAGACCUGAACUUUACAGGUGUAAAUGAACAAUAGUUUUUUACCAAUUGUAAAUAAAUGUAUAUAAACCUUUUGUGUAAUUACAACUUCAGGCCAAAGAGCUGUAAUAAUUGUAAAAAAAUGUUGUUUCAUCGAAUAACAAUUUGACCUGAACCAUGUUUUCCAUUUCAUUUAUAAA
Messenger RNA from Macrosteles quadrilineatus (aster leafhopper), 1601 nucleotides. RefSeq names its product protein amalgam-like. Gene Ontology annotation, biological process: synapse organization; homophilic cell-cell adhesion. Gene Ontology annotation, cellular component: axon; plasma membrane; neuronal cell body. Bases 9 to 1370 code for a protein of 453 amino acids. The transcript has 10 exons. The record is from RefSeq and is a predicted model, not a curated record. Gene Ontology annotation, molecular function: protein binding; axon guidance receptor activity. Lineage: Eukaryota; Metazoa; Arthropoda; Insecta; Hemiptera; Cicadellidae.